ACAGAAGGGCGUGUGACAAAAAAGAAAAGCGGCUGUCAUGGAGAAAUACAGACUAAUGCAAUCUAAAAGCUAAAGAGGAUGGAGAUACGGGACCAGUGGGUAGCUUGAGGUCCUCGGCAGAGUUUCCCUGAGCUCCUCUCCCUCCUGCCACACAAGUAAACGCACUGUCGUCUCUGCCCGAUGAAGCAUGUUCAGAGAGUCCGCUGCACUAGAGCAAGGCACCAUGUGGAAGGAACCGUCUCACCUGAUUUAGCGGUGCGCGUCAGGACCGGAGCUUCUCCAUUUGCGCAUUUGUUGAACUCUGGAUAGCGGCUCCAGCGGCACUCAGACGCGCGCACAGACAAAGGGGGGAUGCCGGGCUGGAGGCACGGGGGAUCGGGGCUGUGGGACGCACUUUCUGUGGCGCUGGUGGUGUCUGUGAUGUGUUGCGCCCAGAGCGUUAACGAGCCCGGGAACAUGUCCUUUGUCAAAGAGACGGUAGAUAAAUUGUUGAAGGGCUACGAUAUUAGACUUCGGCCAGACUUUGGAGGUCCGCCAGUUGCUGUGGGCAUGAGCAUAGACGUGGCGAGUAUAGACAUGGUGUCAGAAGUCAACAUGGACUACACACUGACCAUGUACUUCCAGCAGUACUGGAGAGAUAAGAGGCUGGCGUAUGCGGGUAUCCCUCUGAACCUUACCCUGGAUAACAGAGUGGCUGACCAGCUCUGGGUCCCAGACACGUACUUCCUCAACGAUAAGAAGUCCUUUGUCCACGGAGUAACAGUGAAAAACCGCAUGAUCCGCCUGCACCCCGACGGGACGGUCCUGUACGGGCUCCGGAUCACGACAACAGCAGCCUGUAUGAUGGACCUGCGGAGAUACCCACUGGACGAACAGAACUGCACUCUAGAAAUAGAGAGUUAUGGAUACACCACAGAUGACAUAGAGUUCUACUGGAAAGGAGGAGAGACCGCUGUGACCGGAGUGACCAGGAUUGAGCUGCCUCAGUUCUCCAUCGUUGAUUACAAACUGGUGUCCAGAAAUGUGGUGUUUUCUACAGGUGCCUACCCUCGACUGUCUCUGAGCUUCAAACUUAAGCGAAACAUUGGCUACUUCAUCUUGCAGACCUACAUGCCCUCCAUCCUCAUUACCAUACUGUCCUGGGUCUCCUUCUGGAUAAACUACGACGCUUCGGCCGCCAGAGUAGCUUUAGGUAUCACCACUGUGCUGACCAUGACCACCAUUAACACACAUUUGAGGGAGACUCUACCCAAGAUCCCUUAUGUGAAAGCCAUAGACAUGUACCUGAUGGGCUGCUUCGUCUUCGUCUUCCUGGCGCUGCUUGAAUACGCAUUUGUCAACUACAUCUUCUUCGGACGCGGCCCCCAGAUGCAGAAGAAACUGGCUGAGCGGGCGCAAAAGGCCAAUAAUGACCGCAAUAAAUUCGACAGACCCAAGGUGGACUCCCAGGGAAACAUUCUCCUCACCACUUUAGAGAUCCACAACGAGGUGGGCACCAACGAGAUCACCACCACCACCCUGAGCGACACGCACAACUCCUCCUCCAUGAUCUUUGACAGUGUGGGCGGGGUACAGUACAGGAAGCCAAGCUCGGCACGGGAGUCUGGGCGGCACAGUUUGGACAGGAAUGCACAGCUAAAGAGGACGAGACUGCGAAGACGCUCCUCCCAACUCAAGAUCAAAAUCCCAGAUCUGACCGAUGUAAAUGCCAUAGACAGGUGGUCACGGAUCAUCUUUCCCUUCACGUUUUCUUUAUUCAACCUCAUCUACUGGCUCUACUAUGUCAACUAAACUUUGUCUAAUGGUUUAAAGACACUUUUUUAUGUCAGAGAGGAGACUACGAUGGCCAAUGGGGAAUCUCCAGUGUUUCGCAAAGACAUUCUUGUAAAUGACUGUUGACUGUUGGAACUCCCAUGAAGACAUUUUAUGAGAUGAACAAAAAACAGAUCUGAAGUGGUACAGACAUUGAUAUUAUUUAAUAGAGGCAAAUCAACUGAUGUGAGCAGAUUACAGUGGCCCUGAAGGACAAGUUACAGCAAUCAAAAAUCAUCAUACUUUUUUUUUUCUUUUUACGUCACUUAGUCCUACUUCUCUAAUUUAUCUCAGUUUAUCUUGUCUAGAUGCCAUAGCUGUCCUGUGGCAGACUAAUGGAAACAUGGCAAUGAUUCUGUGCCAAUAAGCUCAAAGGCAAUAUGAAAUGCAGAAGUAGAAUUUAAACGUCUAAUUUAUCAAAUGUGCAAAUGUGUCUGUGAUUAGAACCUUCUGUUUACUUUUUUAUUGAAAACCAGAGAGUUUUUUAUUACCAACCAACCCAAUUGAUUCUGAUUCUGAUUUUUUACAUUUAUCAAGUAAUUUUUACUCAUUCUUUUUUGUGGUUUGCUUUAUUGUUUCUUGUCCAAUCUGAUUUCCUGUUGUGACUUGACCACCAGAGCCACCGUAGUCCACACAUCUUUAACAUGCAUGGACCAAACAUUACACAUGUAACUUUGCCUUGAUGCCGCUGCAGUUCACUUGUUUUGAAGUGAAUCAAGAGACUGUUGUUUGACUUUUUUCAGGAUGUCAUAACUGAAGCUUGUUCAAGGGCAGUUUUUAUUAUAACAGUUUAAACCAGCAUUUUAUAAAAUAUGUCCAAUCAUCUCUGCCAUUACCUACAAGAAUCAGGAAACAUUGUUUGUCUCGAGUACUGAUCUGAUUUGAAACCUUUUUAAGGCCAAGCAUUUAAAGGGAUAGUCCAGUAUAUGUAAAAGGAUUUUUGAUUUGUUUGAACUUAAUUUGACAAGGAAAGUCACACUGAGGUUCAGAAUAUUUUUUGCAGUGGAUUCCAUUGUCAUUGCUCCUGUCUACAUACCCAAAGUUGUGACCAUAAUAACAAAACUAUAAUAUCUAAUACAAUACAUACAUUAUUUACAUGUCUGUUCUAUAAUCCUUGGGGCCUAAUGGAUUUAGAGUACUGGUCUAUCCCUUUAAGAAAUGAUACCAAUGUAAGUUAAAGUCAGCCUGCCUUGUGUGUCUCAACUUUGACAUGCUUCUUGGUAAUUUGUUGAGAUUUCAUGCUAGGCUCUGCUAACAUAUCUGGUAUCAUCUAUUUAACCUGUCACUCCAAGGCUCUGACUCACCUGUACAGUUGUGUAUAUGGUCAGUUUACACUUUGUCACUGUAUUUCAGAGACUCUGACAUCCUCCGAGUGAACACUAUCACCAAUCAGCCAUAACAUUAUGACCACUGAAUAUCAUUGUACUUGAAUCGAGUAAAUGUGAUGGUUAGACAGUUGUAUCAGAGCAUCUUCAAAGCUGCAGCUCUUGUGGGUUGUCCGCAAUGGCCAGCAGCAAGUGGUCCUUGGAAGGAGCGAUAUAUUUUAACAAAGGAACUACUCUCAUUAAAAAAUGUGGUUAAUGCCAUGUUUUUAUAUAAAAUCUGUUGCUUAAAAUGUGGGUGGUCUUAGUGUUAUGCCUAAUUGAUGUUAAUUUAUUUGUUCAACAUCCUGGCAUUUCUUCAUUCUUUCUGAAAAGUGGAUGUACAUACUCUUUUAAUUACACUGAUUUGUUGUUGUUUUGCUCAGUGAUUCAGGUCUCGCCAUUCUAAUUGUUAGUUUUCACAUUUCUUAUUUGUGUUGUAAAUAUAAAACUCUUACAACUU
Periophthalmus magnuspinnatus is the source of this 3636-nucleotide messenger RNA. RefSeq names its product gamma-aminobutyric acid type A receptor subunit beta3 (gene gabrb3). NCBI's taxonomy places the organism in Eukaryota, Metazoa, Chordata, Actinopteri, Gobiiformes, Gobiidae. Bases 352 to 1791 code for a protein of 479 amino acids. Gene Ontology annotation, biological process: chemical synaptic transmission; signal transduction; monoatomic ion transmembrane transport. Gene Ontology annotation, cellular component: synapse; membrane; GABA-A receptor complex. The transcript has 9 exons. Gene Ontology annotation, molecular function: neurotransmitter receptor activity; extracellular ligand-gated monoatomic ion channel activity; GABA-A receptor activity. The record is from RefSeq and is a predicted model, not a curated record.